Messenger RNA from Cynara cardunculus var. scolymus (artichoke), 1142 nucleotides. RefSeq names its product protein BPS1, chloroplastic-like. The transcript has a single exon. Bases 48 to 956 code for a protein of 302 amino acids. NCBI's taxonomy places the organism in Eukaryota, Viridiplantae, Streptophyta, Magnoliopsida, Asterales, Asteraceae. The record is from RefSeq and is a predicted model, not a curated record.
CCUAAACCCUCAAGUAAUUUGACCAUAUCUCAAGUCAAAUUAAAUCAAUGCUUUUCCACUUGCAAACACUUGGGUUCUCUCACAAAUUGCAUAAUCGCCAUUGCCGGAUGUCUGAAACCUCCUUACGAGCUUUCCGAUUGGUGGUCGCCGGAAACUUACACCAGGUGUUGGAAAGUUUGAAACUUGGAUCAGAAAUCUUGUCGUUAAGAUGGAUCCACCAAUGUUUUCAGAUGUUAACCAUAUUCAACGAUGCUUUUGCGAAGCUGAUGGUGGAGAUUGAUUAUCCGGUGAGUGAAUGGGAACCUGGUUCGAUUGAUGAGUAUUUUGACUACAGUAUUAACUUGUUGGAGCUCCUUAAUUCCAUCAGUUCUUCUCUUUCUCAUCUUAAUCAACAUUGGGUUUUACUCUCUCAUGCUUUGAGAAUCAUGGAAACCUCCCCAGAUCUUGCUGUCGAACGUUUGAAAGAAAUCAAAUAUUCACAUGAUUCUAUCAAGGAGCUCACAAGAGCUAGAGCUGGAGCUGACGGACGCCAUGGAAAGGGAAAUGGAAAAGGAAGGAUCUUUCAUGAAGCUAUCUUGAUCUUGAAAACUACUGGAUUUUGGGUAUGUGGGGUUGUAUUAUCGGGUUUAAAGAGUGAUAAUAAGCCGAUGAUGGAGAUCAACGCAGAUUCUCCGUUGGUGGCUUUGGAUUUGAUCUUCAGGAAGAAGAUGAUGGAAGAAGGGGGAUUGGUGAAGGAAUUGGAAAGGGUGAAUGAAAUUGUGCGUUUGAUUACUUCAAGUGGAAGUGGAAAUGGGAAUGGAAAUGGCGAUUCCGAUGCUGCAAAGGAACUGAAGGCAGGAUUGGAGGUAUUUGGGAAUGGAUUGAAGGGUUUAAAGGAAGAAGAAGAAGGUCUAUUUGCAGAGAUUAUGGCUGCUAGGAAUGAAGUGCUUGAAACACUUAGAAGGAAUAAUAAUUAGUGGAAACUAAUCUCUGUUCUUAUUUUGUAUAAAUGUUAAAGUUCUUUAUUUAGAUUGUAAAUUGUUGUAAUGUUUUCAUUUCAUUAUUUGUUUAAACCAAGAUAUAGAACAUUAAUUUCAUGUGUAGAAACAACACGGUUUAUUUUAAGUUGGAUAUAUAUAUAAUAUACAACGUUUAUUUCGUAA